GCACAAGCACGUCACCACCAGCCCUCACAACCCCCCCAACGCAACCAUGCUAUCCGGAAUCCAAAAUGUACGGCAAACAGCCAUUCAGCUGCUCAACUUUGGGCUGGUCCUGAGCACUGCAUUUAUGAUGUGGAAAGGUCUCUCUGUCCUCACCAACUCCCCCAGUCCGAUAGUAGUCGUCCUCAGUGGCUCCAUGGAGCCCGCUUUCCAGCGCGGAGAUCUCCUCUUCCUCCGGAAUACGCAACCGACGCUGAACGUUGGAGAGAUCGUGGUGUAUCAGGUCAAGGAUAAGGAUAUUCCGAUUGUGCAUCGGGUGGUGAGGCAGUUUGGGGAGGGAUCCGAAGCCAAACUACUCACGAAAGGCGACAACAAUAUCGCGGAUGAUACGGAACUCUAUGCGCGCGGACAGGAUUACCUCGAUCGGGACGAUGUCGUGGGAAGCGUGUUUGGGUAUAUUCCGUUUGUGGGGUAUGUGACGAUUCUUCUGUCGGAGCAUCCGUGGUUGAAGACAGUGAUGUUGGGGGUUAUGGGGUUGUUGGUGCUUUUGCAAAGGGAGUAAUGGGGUAGGAGUUCGUUUUCUGGAUCUGGAUUCUUUUCUGCCUGGUUUGUUUGUCAGGGUAUUUUUUUUUUGGGUUUUGGGGUUAGCUGGGUUAAUAAAUGCAUAUUGGGUUGCGGUUCAUUCAAGUGCGGUUGUGUUUGUUGUAGGGUGGUUGUAGGUUUGGUGCUGGAGUGUGUUCGGAGCAGUAACUGGUUAAUGAUGCGAUCGGGAAUGGAACAGAGCUACUUAGUAUGCUUUGUCGGAGACUUGGUCAAGUUGAUUGUC
Molecule: messenger RNA, 823 nt
Organism: Aspergillus piperis CBS 112811
Lineage: Eukaryota; Fungi; Ascomycota; Eurotiomycetes; Eurotiales; Aspergillaceae
Gene: sec11
Product: signal peptidase complex catalytic subunit SEC11
Exons: 3
Coding region: 47-559 (170 amino acids)
Cellular component (GO): membrane; signal peptidase complex
Molecular function (GO): serine-type endopeptidase activity
Source: RefSeq, a predicted model, not a curated record